Messenger RNA from Grosmannia clavigera kw1407, 1299 nucleotides. RefSeq lists its product as uncharacterized. Lineage: Eukaryota; Fungi; Ascomycota; Sordariomycetes; Ophiostomatales; Ophiostomataceae. The record is from RefSeq and is a predicted model, not a curated record. The coding region runs from base 1 to 1299 and encodes 432 amino acids. The transcript has 2 exons.
AUGGCUUCCGCUCUUCUCUGCGCUGCCGUCUGGGCCGUGGCCGUGCCGGUGUCGGUGCAGGCGGCCGUGGCGCUGCAGCAGGCUCGCGCGACCGUCACGGCCGAGCUGGCGGCCGAUGGCAUCAGCCCGGUGCCGACGCCCGGCCCUGACCUCCGGGCACUGCUGCGACGGCAGCACAGCGCGGCCACGACGGUGUACUUUGCCGAAGACAACACGUGCGGCUUCCUGACCGGCCGCGAGGACAACGCGUACACGUGCAACGACCAGCUGGCGCAGUGCGCCAUCAUCACGGUCAGCCAGCUGGGCCUGAUCGGCUGCUGCGACGGCCACGACUGCGGCGGCUUCCACCUCGACUGCGUCGACUUUGACUCGUACUGGAGCUCCGACGACGGCUGCGACAGCAGCUGCCAGACGGACAUGCUGACGCUGAAAUGCUCCGACGUCGACACCCCGUACUGCAACACGGCCAGCAUCAACGGCGGCACCACCCUCCAGGUCUACGGCUACUUCUGCGAUGCCCAAGACAUCUCCACCGUCCAGCCCAUCAUGACGACCUAUGCCGGUGAGGCCGACGACCGCUCCUUCUCGCCCUCUGUCCUGUCCGACGUCUCGUCGACGGACCCGUCAGACGACCCGUCCCCGAGCACCUCCACGACGCCCCAUCCCUCGUCCAGUCCUUCGUCCAGUCCUGCACCCGCGACCAAGUCGGCCAAGAAGUCCAAUGUGGGUGCCAUUGCUGGAGGCACCGUCGGCGGCGUCGCCGCCCUAGCCUUGCUGGGCCUGGCCAUCGCCUUGAUCAUGCGCAGCCGACGAAAGGACGUCCAGAUGCAGACGCAAAUGAUGCAGCCACCACCACUACAGCCCCAGAUGCAGCAGCAGCUGCCACCACAGCCGCCACCACCUGGCCCUUCCCCGUCUAUGCAGAAGAUGCCCGAGUAUGCGGUCACGCCCCAGCAGCCCCAGUAUCCCGGCUCGCCCGGCCUGCCGGCCUAUAGCCAGCCAAACUAUGCCCAGCCAAUCUACACCGCCGCCGGACAGGUGCCGCCUGUUCGCACCGGCUCAGCCAGUCCGCUGUCGCCCGACUACAACCGCAUGAGCAGCAUCAGCGGCAUGUCCACGGGCACGUCGGCCGUCGGCCCCAUCAGCCCGCAGACGACCGGCCACACCAUGGCCACGGUGGUGCCCAACGGAGGCGCUGGCGCGGGAGCAGGCGUGCCGCCGACGAUCCAUGAGGCGGGCGGCGAUACGGUCGGCGCGACCAGCGAUAAUCACCAUGGCCAGAUGCAUGAGCUGGCAUGA